Molecule: messenger RNA, 416 nt
Organism: Dicrocoelium dendriticum
Lineage: Eukaryota; Metazoa; Platyhelminthes; Trematoda; Plagiorchiida; Dicrocoeliidae
Source: the annotation of a GenBank genome assembly
GAGCUUCCUUUGCUCAAAGCAUAUCCGGAGGUCUCAGUACCGCGGUGGCUGUGUUUUGCCAUGAAUUACCACAUGAGCUGGGCGAUUUCGCGGUACUUCUAAAGACUGGUAUGCGUAUCAAGGAGGCUUUGUUCUUCAACAUUGUCUCAUCUAUUCUAUCCCUGUUUGGAAUGUUCGCUGGAAUCGCCCUCGGCAACGUGGCUUCCGCUAGCCAAUGGAUAUUUGCUGUCACAGCCGGCACAUUCAUCUACAUCGCCCUGGUUGAUAUGCUUCCUGAGUUGAGCGGCGCAGAGUUGCGUCCCGGUCAGACGAGGAUUGGACAAGUGGUUCUGCAAAGCACUGGGCUAUUCACUGGAGUCGGGAUUAUGCUGUGUAUUGCGCUUUUUGAAGAGAAGAUCAAGUUAUUUGUAGACUGA